Messenger RNA from Malus domestica (apple), 678 nucleotides. Lineage: Eukaryota; Viridiplantae; Streptophyta; Magnoliopsida; Rosales; Rosaceae. The record is from RefSeq and is a predicted model, not a curated record.
AUGAUGCAACUCUACAAUUUGAAGACCCUCCGAUUGGUUGGUUCAGUAUUUUCUUGUGCAUUUGCAUCCAAACCUAAAAGAUUUGUUCUUGCUGAUCCAAAACCCUCAAAACUUUGUCUUCCAAAUCAGAUGCUUUGCAGACCCUUCACCUCAGAAAUCUCAGAAACCCACCAGGAUUUCAAAGUCAAUUACCUCAAAAACACAUGUGGGUUGUCCCCAGAAGGUGCAAUUUCAGUAUCCAAAAGGGUGAAGCUGGAAUCUCCAAAAAAGGCAGAUUCUGUUUUAGCCCUUGUCAGAAACCAUGGACUAUCUCAAACCCAGAUAUCAAAGGUCGUUAGGUCACGUCCGCAGAUUCUUUCCGCCAAUCUGGAGAAAAUCCUUUUGCCAAAGCUUGAGUUUUUCAGUUCUCUCGGGGUUUCGAGGGUGGACCUUGCAAAAACUCUGGCUUAUAAUCCACAUCUUCUGGCAAUCAGUUUGGCAAACAGGAUUAUGCCCACUUAUGAUUUCCUUAGGAGUAUCCUUUCAGAGAAAAAUGUCGUUGCUCUUUUCAAGCGCUACUCAAGGAUUUUCACGGAAACUCGAUUCAAGAAUGUGAUACCAAAUAUUGAGCUUUUGAGAGAAUCAGGUAUGAGGCCACGAGGUAUCUCCUUAGUGCUAACAUAUUGCACUCCCGUUUGA